This is a messenger RNA of Guyanagaster necrorhizus, 1602 nucleotides long. RefSeq lists its product as uncharacterized. The transcript has 10 exons. The record is from RefSeq and is a predicted model, not a curated record. NCBI's taxonomy places the organism in Eukaryota, Fungi, Basidiomycota, Agaricomycetes, Agaricales, Physalacriaceae. Gene Ontology annotation, cellular component: nucleus. Bases 53 to 1363 code for a protein of 436 amino acids.
CUCUCACCACAUUUCUCAUUUCUUCCUCUCGCUAGAGCUUUGCGUAUUCGUAAUGUCGUCCGCUUCAUGGCCUCCACAACUCAAAGAGUGGGUCGCCAAAUGCCUAGGUCAAAUGACAGAUACCAACAGAGUGGAAGCCCAAGAAGAAUUAAGAAAGGUAAUUGCUGAUGCUUUCGCGGCACAAACGCUCUGGACGACGGACUGGGCUGGGAUACAAUUGCAAAGUUUGCUCCCCAAGCAGCCUAUACUGAAGCGCAAGAGUAACGACCUGCCUACAUCCAACAAAAAGGCCAAGAAGUCUGCGCUCAAGCAAGCCUCAAAUCAUACUUCGGAUUUCAACAAUCCCACGGCCUUGAACCGACGUGCACAACGCUUCCAACGGGAACAUGAAAUAGAACGACAGAAGUCACUGGGUGGCAAUGCUUCUCUCAAAGCAAAUCAACAGUAUGCUCAUCUAAGCGACCGACCAACGACUCGCCCAUCUUCGCCUUAUGUCAACCCCGCUGAUGAUCCCGAUGCCGACCCAAACGUGAUUGACUGGGACCGGUACACAAUAGUUGGAAGCUCACAAGAGCUGUUCAAGGACUAUUUGAGGUUAACUUCGGAACCCAAACCGGAGCAAAUACGGCCUUACGCUGUCCUCCAACAAACUCUUUUGGAACUCAAGAAGCGGUGGCGAGAAAAAUGCUCAUAUAGUUGGAUAUGUAAUCAGUUCAAGAGUCUUCGACAGGAUCUAACGGUCCAGCGAAUAAAAAACGACUUUACCGUUCAAGUCUACGAAAUACACGCACGAAUGGCUCUGGAAAGCAACGAUAUGGUUGAGUUCAACCAAUGUCAAGCCACGUUGAAGACACUAUAUGAAUUAGGAAUACCGGGCAAACAAGAGGAAUUUACCGCUUACCGCAUCCUUAUGUUGCUGCAUGGUCGCAACAGAAGUGAAUUGAAUCUUUACGUAGGUCAGCUAACACCCCGACAGAAAUCAGAUUCCGCCGUCAGGCAUGCACUGGAUGUGCAGAAGUCUUUGGCUAUGGGGAACUACCAUGCUCUGUUCAAAUUGUACAUGAAUGCCCCGAAUAUGGGUGGAUACAUCAUGGAUCAUUUGAUAGGUCGAGAGCGGGCCAAGGCUCUUAUGAUCAUGACCAAAGCCUACAAAACUCUUCCCUUGAGUUUUAUACAUAGCGAACUCGCAUUUGAUGACAUUGAAUCCGCACGCGACUUUCUUACUGAACAUUCCUCGUCUUUUUUCACCAACCCCAAUAGUCCCGACACAGAGAAGAUUCUCGAUUGUAGGCCUGUCUUGCCCAAUCUGACCCAGGCUUACGAGGAGAAGUAUCGAAAAGUCGGCAUCAGGGGGGCAAUAUGAUUUUCCUUUUUCCAUCUCCUAUCAUUUAUCCUUAUUGCUUUCGACCUUUUUUUCCUUCGUCAUGGCAACAUCCCACUGGCAAUACUACCUUUCUAUUGCAGGCAUCACGCAUCAUUCGUCCAUGUCAAGAUAGUCAUGGCAGGUCUAUUAUUGUUGGGCGGUGACGAGUACGGUGUAAUAUCAUGCAUGUAUGCAGCAUUGCUUUGUAGAUAUGAAUGAAAAACAUCAAUCACGCAUUC